Messenger RNA from Acanthoscelides obtectus, 1370 nucleotides. Lineage: Eukaryota; Metazoa; Arthropoda; Insecta; Coleoptera; Chrysomelidae. The record is from the annotation of a GenBank genome assembly.
CAAAGCUACAUUUUCAAGAACCUUAAUUUUGGUCACGACAGUUUGUCAUUCGUAUAGAAACAUUCACAACUUUCAGUGAGAAACGAUCGACAACUCCACUAUAAUGUGGUAUAAGCUGGUCAUAUGAAGAGAUUAAAGAAACUUUGUUUAUCUGAUUUUUGAACUGCCUAUGGUUAGUAGUAUUGGGAAAACCCUCCUCAGGUAGAUUGUUCCACAAUCUCGAUACUCUAGGGACAAACGAGCGGUCUUAUCGACCAGUUCCGGAUGUACGAAGUUCGCCACGGUUAGGAUGGGAGGCGGAAGUCAAGCAGGUCUGUAUUUCAGGCACAUCACGCACAGGCUUCAUGAAGAAGAGGUCUGAGGCGCCAGACCCAUUGGCGUAGCGAUAGGAGAGAGCUAGAUCGUUGGUGGCCGUCAGUGCGGCAGGGUUCCGAGACUGUCCGUUAGAGAACAGUCAUCGGUCAGUCAGACAGCAUCGAGCAUGGAAAAUCUGUGAUGUGUGAUAUAUGGAAAAUAGCUGAGCUCAAACAUCCAGAUUGCAAACAGUUAGGUAUUGGGCGGCACCCAUCUAGUAAACCUGGCACUUACAUCAAAUGCUCGAAAUUUGGGAAUUCUUAUAAAAGUGUUGCGCAUAAAUGCCCACAUAAUGCAAUCUUCGAUGGACAACUGAAAACUUGUGUUAAAAAAGCAGCUAAAAAAGAAGUUCCAGAUUGUGAAAAAUAUGGUACUGGACUUUAUCCUGCCCCUAAGCCUAAUCAGUACUACAAGUGUUUAAAAAAUAAGAAUUUUUAUAAGGCUGUUCUGCAUAACUGCCGAGAAGGCAAAAUCUAUGACAAGGAUGAGAAAAAUUGUGUCAUUGUAAAACCAGUUGACCAUAAAGACCACCACCAUCCAGAAUGCGAAAAGUAUGGCAUAGGACGAUAUCCGGGUGAAACACGAGAUACCUACUACAAAUGUUCAAAAAAUGGUAACAAAUACAUGUCUGCUCGUCAUAAUUGCCCAGCUGGACAGACUUACGACAAAGAUAAGAAAACCUGUGUCGGUCCAGUAUAUCUUCAUAACUGCCGAGAAUCAGGAAUCGGAAAUUAUCGAGCUAAAAAGUGUAACCAAUACUACCAUUGCACAUCGAUCCACCGAAGUCCAAAGCUGAAGACUUGCUUCAGAGGAUUUAUUUUCGACAAAGAAGCUAUGAAGUGCGUCAAAGGAACAUGUGAAGACGGUUAGAGAACAUGUGAAUUGUGGAGCAUUGCAGAUUUAUAGCUGAUUAUCAUGUAGAUGCUAUUGAAGUGAUGUGUUUUCUGUGUUACUUAAUAUUCUGCACCAUUCUUCAGAAAUAAAUUCACAAAUAUGCAUAUGCGGGUGUAGCAAUA